UAUGACAGACGUUGAAAUUACACCAAAACAUUUGAAAUUUUAAAAAAUUGGAUAAGAAAAGACAGUAUACAACAAUAUAAUUAUUAGAUUACUGUCAAGAACAAUAGGAGGGUUGUGCUUAAUUUUGCAUUCAGACUUUUCAAAAAUUAUGAAAUAGCACCAACUGCCCUUUAACUACUUCCUGGAGAGGCAACUGUAGUAACUGUUAAAUUAAAGAAUGUUGAAGCUCAAGAGGACUUUAUUUACAUAAAAGGAGAUAAUUUAGAUUGUAGAAUUGCUGUUAGUUUUGAAUGUGAUUCUGACCGUUUGAAUUAAUAUAUUGAUUAAGAUAUUCAAAAUAGGACAAUCACAUCACCAGGAUUUGGAAAUUUAGAGACAUUUGGUAAUGUUAGAAGUGAAUAGUUUAAUGCUGAAGAAAAUAAAAUACUUCAAUAAAGAAUCAAUUAUCUAACUUAAUAAAACCAGUUACUUAAUGAUGCAUUAGAACAAUUUAUGAAUUAAGAAAUGGAUGGUAAUUCUAUUAAAGACUUAUUAAAUCACUUAAUAGAAUAGGAAAGAUAAGACAAUGAAUUUAGAAGUUAAAGGGUUUUAUUAAUGAUAGAAGAAAAAGAUAGAGAAAUUGAUGAUUUAAGAUUAUAAUUAUAGAAACAUUAAUUCAACAGUAAUACCAAAGAUUAACUUAAAGAAUUAGUAAAGGAGAAUGAGAAGUUAUAAAUGAAAAUCUAAGACUAUCAAGCUAGAGAGUAAUAUUUUAAUUAACAUUAACCUGAAAGAGAGAGUUAUGUGAUGUUGUAUCGUAAAUAUGAAUCAAUACUUGAUCAAAAUAAAAAAUUAGAAUCUAUAAAUAGAUAAAUGAAUGAAGAAAUUGAAGUUAUAGCUAAAAGAUUAAAUGAUAGUGGAUUAUAAAAUUCAAAUAUUAGAGUUGAAGAAACUAGAGAUGAAUUAGUAAAUAGAUUAAAUGCUCGUAUCACAUAACUUAAAUUAAGAGAAGAAAAAUUACUAGAAGAAAAUGCUCAUUUAGAAGAAAUGCUUAUCUAAUAAUAAGGAUCAAGUUAAAAUUAUUCAUCAAAUUAAUCUAAAAAUUUAACAGAUGAUCUAUUAAAAAAAGAAUAUUAAAUAUUAGAAAAGUCAAAGAAAGAGUUAGAAAAAAAAUGUAAUGAUACUAUAUCCAAAUCUUAAAUACUAGAAAAGUAAGUAGAUGAAUAAACUAAAUAAGCUGGAUAUUUAGGUGAUGAAUUAUGGAAAUCUUAAAGAGAAAAUGAAAAGUUAAAAUAAGAAAUUAAAAAAUUAAAAGAAUAAGAUGAAUUAAUUAAAAAAGAAAGAUUAGAAUAUGAAUCUUAGAUUUAUGCUCUAGAAUAAACACUUAAAUAAGCUAAUAGUUUAUAGGAUGUAAAAGAAGAAGCUAGAAAAAGAUGGGAAAAAGAAUUAGGUAAAUUGUAAAGUAGUUAUGAAAAUGAAAUUGUUGCUUAUUAAGAUGAUGCAUAAAAAUUAAAGAAAAUAAUUAAUGAUUUAAAAAAAGAAAAUGAAAUUACAAAUACUUAAUUAAAAGAAACAUAAUUUAAAUUUGAUUAAAAAAUAUAAUAAUUAUCAUAAUAUGAAGAAUAAAUGUAAGAAUUAUAAUUUAAAAAUCAAAAAUUAUAAAAAGUUAAUCAAUAAAAUUAAAUUGAUAUAGAAAAAACAAAAAGUGAAUUUAUUAUUCUUAAAGAAAAAACAGAUAUUGAACUUUAAAGAAGAGAUAAUCUUGAAAAGUAACUUUAAGAUAGAUAAUUAUGUCUCUAAGAUUAAAUUAAUAAUAUUAUGAAAGAGAAAUCAAUAACAUAAAGUGAAUUAUAAUUAGAAAUGAAUAAAUUAUGUUAAUAACAUAAAGCAUCUAUUGAUUAAUUAUUAAUGGAUAACAAAUCAUUAGAAUAAUAAUAUUUAUUAGUUCAAGAUUAACUAAAAAUCUAAAGAGAUUAAUAUGCUUAAAGAGAGGAAGCCUUAAUUAGAGAAGUUAGGAAUAUGUAAGAAAAAAUUGAAAAAUUAGUAUAAAAUUAAAAGUAAAAGGAAAAAUAGAGAAGAAACAGUAGAAGUAACAAUUCUUCAGUUGAAAAAACAGUUGCACCUUCUCUUCAUAAUAUUGAAGAAGAAAGAAAAAUCUCUGAUUUAUAUAUGUAGAAAAUUAGAGAAUUGGAAUCAGAGUUAAACAAAACUAGAUAAUAAAAAAUGUAAAUAGAAUUUGAUUUUAAUCAAUUAAAAACAAAAAGUACAUUUUUAUAAUAAGGAUAAACAAAAGACUUUCUAGCAUAAUAGUAACCUAUUCUUGCAGAUGAUUUAAAUGAACUCAAGAAAACUAUGAUUGAAAUGAGACUAGAGAGAGAUAAAAUAAUUAAUUAAUUAUAAGAAAAGGAUUAUUAGAUUGAUCAUUUGAGUACAUAAGUUCAAGAUUAUGCUUCUCUUGUUUAAUAAUAACAAGGAAAUCUUGAACAAAUGGAAAUUAAAUUAAGUUAUAUUAAUGAUGAUUUCAAAAAAACUCUUGAAUAAAAGAAUUCUGAAUUACACAAACUCAAAUUGGAACUUAAUAUAAGGGAAGAAUAGAAUUAAGUUUAUUAAGAAUAGACUAAAUUAUUAACAAAUGAAAGAAGAGAAAUUAAUGAAAAGUGUUAUAUAUAAAAUUUUGAAAUAGAGUAAAUGAAAACCAAUUAUUAAGAAGUUGAAACAUCAAGAAAACAAUUAAUUUAAGAACUUAGAUAGAAAAUUGAUGUUUUAAUAAAAGAUAAUGAAGAAAAUGCUGAAAUUAUAUAAAAAAUUAAUACUGAAAUUGUAAAUCAAAAGGAAAUAUAUGAGGAAAUUAUAGAGAGAUAAAAUAAUACAAUGGAAUUGAUUAGUGAAAAAUUCAAUUAAGAUAUGUAAGAAUUAUAAUGUAGAUAAAAUUAAUAUUUUAAUUAGAAUGAUGCUUAUAAAAAAAGUCUUAAUCCUACUAAAGAAUAAUAAUGGUUUAAAGAAUUAAUAUAAUCAUAUCAUGAUAAUGUUGUUUAACUUUCUUAAAAUAUGUAGAAAUAGAAAUAAAAUAAUGAUAAAAGUAAAUAAUUACAGUAGACAAUUAACCAAUAAAAAUAAUAAAUAAAAGAAAUAUCUGACAAAUUAAAUACUAUUUAAACUGAAAAUUAAAACUUAUCAAAAUAACUUGAAAAGCAUAAACCUAAAAUUCCUAGUCUCAAAAAACCAUCUACAAGUAAAUAAAUUUAGUAAGAAAAAUAGAAAUAUGAUGAAUAAGUACCUGUUACAUUGCUUUUACAAUAAGGUAAAGUUGCAGAAGUAGAGAUUAAAUCUAAUUAAUAUAAAAUCUAAUUAAAAUUAGCUGAAUAAAAGAUUGAUCAAUUAAAACAAGCUAAUUUAAUUUAUGAAUAAGAAUUAAAAAAAGUUAAUUAAUCAAAUUCUCAUUUAUAAGAUUUACUUAAGAAUAGAGAUUAAACAAUUUAAGAACUAUAAAAAUAAUACAAGCAAGAAAAUCAAAAAAUUAUUAAUGAAUUAAAUCAAGUCUAAAAUAAAUUUGUACCAGAAGAUAAAGUUUAGGCACUUAAUGAGGUUAUAAUUUAAAAAGAUUAAAUUAUUAAUUAAUUAAAAGAUGAAAUUUAAAGAAAAAAAGAUGUUGCUGAUUAAUUUAGAGGAGACAGAGAAGAUCAAAAGCAAAUUGUUGAAAAAUUAAAAAAAUAAAAUGAAGAUUUAUAAACAGAAAAUGAAAAAUUAAAAAGAGUAAAUAAAGAUAAUGAGAGAUAAAGUAGCAAUUUCAAAGAAUUCAAAGAGAAAUAUGAUCAAAUGAAAGUUUAAGAGAAAUAAAUUUAAGAUGAAAUUAAAAGCAUAUAAGAAAAAAAUAAGUAACUUAAAUAAGACAAUACAAGGAAGGAAACUAAUAUAAAAGAAUUAAAGGAUAAAAUAGAUUAACUUUAAAACUAGAAACCAAAUGAUUCUGAAAAACAAGAUUUAUUAUAAUAAGUUAAAAAAUUAAAAGAUGAAAUUAAUAGAAAAGAUUAAGCAAUAAAGCACUUUAAGUAGAAAUUUGAAGAAAAGUCUAAUGAAUUUGAAAUUUAUAAGACUGAUUAUGCAUCUAAAUAUGCAUAGACUGUAUCAGAAUUAGGUAAUAAAUAAUUUUAUUUUUAGAAAAGGAAAUGAGAAAAAAUGAAUAAGGUAAAAUUGGAAGUAAAAAGUAUGAAAAUUAAGUAAAUAUGUUAAUAUUUCUAUUGAAACGUAUUUAUAGAGAGAAUUAUAUGGAAUUAAAUAAAGGUAAUUAAGCAAAGGUUUGCAUAAAAGGUGAAAAUAAACCUAAAAAUAUAUCUAAGUUUUCAGAGUCUAUGAACAUUUUAAAUUUAGGACCUGAAGAUAUUGAAGAAUUCUUAGAACCAAAUAUUUCAGUGAGUACAGUUAAAAAAUCAAAUAAUAAAGAUUUGGAUAGAUUUGAGUCAUUAUUCAUGAAUCCUGAUUAAUUAGACGUAAAUUAAAUUUUUAAUAUGAUCAAUAAUGUAAUUACUGAAAGAAUAAACUGUAGUUGA
Paramecium primaurelia is the source of this 4526-nucleotide messenger RNA. NCBI's taxonomy places the organism in Eukaryota, Ciliophora, Oligohymenophorea, Peniculida, Parameciidae. The record is from the annotation of a GenBank genome assembly.